GCAGAAAUUUCAAUAACCGCAGCCACCUGUCAAGAUGGCCGUACACGAAACUUUGCAACUGCACAUCACUUCAGAAAAGUUUAUUUUUGAGCCAAUAGAUACUGGAGAAAAUGAGUUACUUAUAAUUGACAGAGUUACACAGGAAAUUUACCUGCAAGCAAAUGAUGGGCAGAUACCAGCGGCAGGUGCUAUCACAAAGCCUGUUUGUGGAAUUAUGGGAAUCAUACGACUUAUUGCAGGACCAUACCUGUUGGUGAUAACGAAGAAGGAGAAAGUGGGUGAGAUACAAGGUCAUGUGAUUUGGAAGAUUACAGGCACAGAACUACAUUCCUACAAGAGAACUAUGCUUCAUCUAACUGAGAAACAGACUCGAGACAAUGGUGUGUAUGUAUCAAUGGUGGAAAGUGUGUUGAAAACUGGAUAUUUUUACUUCAGUACAACAUAUGAUAUUACACAUACACUUCAGAGAUUACACAAUACUAGUCCUGAUUUCAUAUCAAUACCACUUCAUGAACGAGCAGAUCAGCGUUUUUUAUGGAAUAACCAUGUGUUACGUGAGUUGUCGCAGCAAGCAGACCUUGGCAGAUACUGUCUACCUGUCAUGCAUGGAUUCAUGAGUAUAUCAUCGUCAGUUAUUGACAACAAGUCUGUCAAUUACAUACUCAUCUCUAGACGAUGUGUGUACAGAGCUGGCACGAGAUUUAACGUGCGAGGUCUUGACAUGGAGGGUCAGGUCGCUAACUUUGUAGAAACAGAACAGAUUCUGCAAUAUGAUGGGACGUGCUGUUCAUAUGUUCAGACAAGGGGAUCAAUACCAUUGCACUGGACACAGAGACCAUGUUUAAAGUAUAUGCCAUUACCUCAACUCAGAACCACCAACCAUAUUGAAGGUAUGUCAAGACACUUUGAAGAUCAGGUUUUCCUGUAUGGUGAUCAAGUUGUUGUCAACUUAGUGAAUUCCAAAGGUUAUGAAAGUCAGUUGGAGAAGGCGUUGAAACAGUACAUCGCAGAUGUGAAGAACACUAGAGUCAAGUAUGAGUAUUUUGACUUCCACCAUGAAUGCAGGAAGAUGCGAUGGGAUCGUCUGGCAGUUCUAGUCAGUAGACUGGAACCUCUGCGUAAACAGUUUGGAUAUUUUAUGGUGACAGAUGGGACAGUUUCCAAACAGCAGGAAGGUGUGUUCAGAUCUAAUUGCAUGGAUUGUUUAGACAGGACCAAUGUUGUUCAGGGAUUGUUUGCCAAAGUUACACUCGAAGAACAGUUACAUAUUCUUGGAAUUACUGACAGUGUAACAAAAAUAGAAGAAUUUAGUGAGUUCAAAAACAUAUUUAACAAUGUAUGGGCAGAUAAUGCAGAUACUAUAUCAAAGCAAUAUGCAGGGACUGGAGCUUUGAAAACAGACUUUACCAGAACUGGUAAGAGAACCAAGCUUGGGUUAUUGAUGGAUGGUUGGAAUUCUCUAACACGUUACUUCAAGAACAAUUUUAGUGAUGGAUUUCGCCAAGAUUCGAUAGACUUGUUUCUGGGAAAUUACCAAGUGGAGGAGAAUGAAGGAAUUACAAAACCUUCACCAUUUCAGACUGAGAGAGACUGGAAGUUUUAUGCUAUACCUGUGAUAUUUGUGAUUGCCAUGUCUAUGCUUAUCAUCAGUAUUCUGAUACCAGAUGAGCAUGUGAGUGAACAGUUACUGUACGUGUUGUUCUGGGGGACAGCCAGUUUUGUGUCACUUGCAGUUAUAUACAGAUAUGGGUCUGAGUUUGUUGAUCAGCCCAGACUUGUUCAUACAAAAGUAAAGAUGGACUAGCUAUAUGAACAGGAUAAAGUACAUAUAAUCUAAGAUAUAGGACAUUCUAUUUAAAUGGGAUGAAGAACUUAUCAUCUAAGAUAGAGAACAUUUUAUGUAAAUGAGAUAUAAGUACUUAUCAUCUAAGAUAUAGGACAUUCUUUGUAAACGGGAUAAGGUACUUAUCAUCUUAGAUAUAGGACAUUCUAUGUAAAUGAGAUAAAGUACUUACCAUCUGAGAUAUAGGACAUUCUAUGUAAAUGGGAUAAGGUACUUAUCGUCUAAGAUAGAGAACAUAUUUUAUGUAAAUUACAUAAAAUAGAUAUAAUCUAAGAUAUUGAACAUUUUAUAUGAACAGUACAAAGUACAUGUCGUAAUCUUAAGAUAGAAAAUCCAACACUGACAUCUACUGAACAAUGAACAAAAUAUUUUUAGCUCACCUGAGCCAAAGGCUCAUGGUGAGCUUUUUUGACUGGUCAAUGUCCGCCGUGCGGUGUCAGUCGUCUGUCCAUCAACAUUUUCUACAAAAAUCUUCUUCUUGAAACCACUGGGCAGAAUUACAUCAAACUUCACAGGAAUGAUCCUUGGGUGGACCCCUUUCAAAGUUGUUAAAAGAAUUUCAUUCCAUGCAGAACUCUGGUUGCAAUGGCAACCGAAAGGAAAAUCUUUAAAAAUCUUCUUGUCCUAAACUGCCCCUGGGAUGAAAAGAGGCCCCACCCAAGUUUUGCAUAGACUUAAAUAGGAAAAACUUUAAGAAAAAUUCUUGUCUGAAACUACAUGACCUGGGCCUUUGAUAUUUUGUAUGUAGCUUUGCCUUGUGGUCCUCUAUGAAGAUUGUUCAAAUUGUGCCCCUGGGGUGAAAAGAGGCCCCACCCCGGGGCACCCAAGUUUUACAUAGACUUAUAUAGGAGAAAACUUAAAAAAUCUUCUUGCCUGAAACUAAAAGGCCUAGGUUUUUGAUAUUUGGUAUGUAGCAUUGCCUAGUAGACCUCUAACAGAAUUAUUCAAAUUAUGCCCCUGGGGUAAAAAUUGGCCCCGCCCUGGGGGUCACUUGUUACACGAGUUAUGUAGGAAAAAGUAGUUAAAAAAUUAGCAGAUCAGAUUUCCUAGACUGUUUAAUCAUAUUUACCUGAUGUACCCAAGUGAUUACGGGUCACCUUACUGUGACCUUGACCUACUGACCUACUUUCUUCUUUUUUAAGAUAUAGCCUUGAAAUUUGGAUGACAUGUACAGUUUUGCAUACCGAUCUUAAAGCUGACUUUCAGUGACAAUGAAUUUGACCUACUGAUCUACUUUCUAAUAUUUUAGCAUCAGUUUGCUAUUCGAAACAUGUGACUGUUAUUACUCAGGUGAGCGAUUCAGGGUCAUCAUGAUCCUCUUGUAUGACAGUGUUAAACAUGUGUACAUAUUUUGUAAGCAUUUGAGAGGACACAGAGUAUAAAUUCAUUGUUUGCAGGUACUGAGAAAUUAUUUAUAACAUCUGUUUUCCAAUGGAACAUGAACUUGUAGGUUUCAAAUUUUAAAGAUAGAAUAAGUUUGAACUUUAAUUUUUUCAUUGGGGUCUUUUGUUCCUUGAUUGAUUAAAUAAUUAAAUCUACAGACUUUAAAAGUUCCCAGCAAAUACUUGUAUUAGUGGUGUCACAGUGUGUUAUAACAAUUUGUUUAAAUGCAUUAGGACUGGGACGAUUAUUUGAUUAAUCGGAUGUGAAACCGGUUUCAAUUUUGCAUAACCGCUAAUCGCUCUCAAACAAUAAACAUCAUGAAUCAUACUUUAUCUUUAUACAUUUCUUUGACCAGCACAUAGACCCGCAGAAUAUUUACACUAAAACACAUUGAACAUAGUCAAUAGUCUCGGAUUUGCCUGUUGUGAUAUAUUUAAAAUACAUCAAAAUAUGACUUAUUGAUUAUCACACUGCUUGCAAACGAUAAAGUCAGUAAGUUCCUAAUGAAGUUAGCUGCUAUAAGGAAAGAAAACAGCAUUUUCAAUAUGGCGGACAAUUACCGAUUUCAAUUCAAUUUCAUACAUUCAAAUGAUUAACCGGUUUCAAAAUUUUGAAGUCGUCCCAGCCCUAAAAUGCAUAGAAAUCCUUGAUAAUUGUUAUAACUCUUUUCAUUUAUUAAAUUAAUGCAAAGUUAAAACUUGAUAAAUUAUUUGUAACAACCUAUCUUAUAACAUAUAUAUACAUGAUUGUCAGGGGAAUGGAUUGAUAUUAGCUUGUAUUGAAAGCUUGGUCUAACAUUAAAUAUGAAAUGAAAACAUUGAAAUUUUGAACUAAGUUGUCCGGCUAGUAAAGGAAAAAGUGAAGGGAGUAUGUCAUAAACAUUACAACUUCAGAAUGUGGCUUUAAAGAUAAUUGGUCUAGUAUGUCAGCUAUGAUGUAGUGUAAUUCUCAAGCAUCUGGAGUGUAUAUACAUGUAUAUGUAUAUAUAUUUAAAGGAAAAUAUUAUAUAAGAUUAGUCAAGUUCAGAUGUAUUAUAUCUGUACGUAGUAAAAGUUUAGUUAUCGUAUAAUUAUAUGUUACAUUUUUGAAAUAUCAGCUAAGCUCUUGGUACAUUCAAAAAUACCUGUGGUGUAAUAUUUUACUUGGUUUGUUCCAUUGAUAUUUGAGCCGUGCCAUGAGAAAACCAACAUAGUGGGUAUGUGACCAGCAAGGAUCCAGACCAGCCUGCGCAUCCGCGCAGUCUGGUCAGGAUCCAUGCUGUUCGCUUUCAAAGCCUAUUACAAUUAGAGAAACCGUUAGCGAACAGCAUGGAUCCUGACCAGACUGCGCGGAUGCGCAGGCUGGUCUGGAUCCUUGCUGGUCGCAUACCCACUAUGUUGGUUUUCUCAUGGCAAGGCUCAAUUAGAAAAUCUAUGAGGUAUUGUCAGCAUUUGAUAGAUGGUGCUGUUUAACACUUCAUUUGAGGCUUGCUUUUUCUUGAAAACUAAGAGCUACAGCUUUGAAACUUCGUUCACUUGUUUAAUUUCAUUAGUUGAACAUGCGUAUUAUUAUCAGUGAGUCAAACACUGUAACUCUUUCUUGCAUGUUGAGAAUUUUCAGUAUAGAAAAUGUGUAUUUCUAAGUUAAAUUUUUUGUUUAGGUAACACCAUGAAAGAUAUAGCUUUUAAACUUUGUAUAUUCUUUAUCAUCAGUAAAUGAGUAAGUAAAUGUUAAGCACUUGCAAACUAGUGUUGGCACUCACUAACUGUGCUCUUGUUCUGUUUUUACUGUACUGAAGAUCAUACAUUUGAUUAUUUUAAAAUUCAUAGAAAUCAGGAAGUUAUCUGUAAACAUCAGGUCUUAUGUUUUAGAUAAUUAUUUAAUUAUACAUGAUAUUAUGAUCUCAAAAUUCUAUUGACUUACCAUGCAUGGCGUAUUACAUAAAAUACUCGAGACAUACUUACAUUUAUUCGCACACCCAGGCAUGAUUGAACUUCAAUCUAAUAGAGUUAACUCCCACCUACAGCUUCUUCUACAGAAGAAAUGAGCCCAUGUACUCAUUGUUGCUAUAGGAUUCAGAAUUUCAGAGAUGAUAUGGUAUCCAGGCAGCAUCACACCACUCCCAACAUACUUUGAUCAUUUUUGCAUAAGCAGAUAAAAUCCCACUAAAUUUCCUAGUAAGAUGUUGUCAAGGUAAUGUCAUGUAAUAAGGAGUGUGCAGUGAUUAUCUUAUUCUUUCUGCUGUAAUGGAAAUUAGAGAAAAUUUGUUCCCCUUUGGAAAAAAAUAGGGAGACUGCUGUAGCAAGAAAAAGGGAUCCCCUAUCCCUACCACCAACAAGCUGCAAAUAUAAUUAUGCCGUGAGUUAGCUGCAAGCAAAUUUGUGUGUGAUUUUGACCCCACUUAAUUUAGAGGUGCUUUAGCUUGACUUGGCACAACUUGUACAUGUGGAUUCACACAAUUUAUCAUUGAUUAGUGACAUUAUGUGAUGCCGUAACUAGAAUGAAAGACUCUUAUGCCAUAAAAAUGUACUUUGGCUCUUAGAUGCUGUCCGAUGGUUAAGGCUCUCGGAUACUGCCUUACGGUGAAAGCUUUCAGAUACUGCCCCAUGGUGAAGGCUGUCAAAAUGCAUAGGAGGAUUGUCUUUGCUUUUUGAGGUCAUUUAGGCAAAAUUAGAGCAAUGACAUUUGUGUCAGACAAGGCAUCAUAUGGGAAGGGAGUGGGGAUGGGCAUAAGUUUUACUAAAGUUCUUGUUUAUAAGUUUACCUGCACAGUUACUAUGAAAUCAUGUGAACCAUGUGGACCAUGUUCGUUAUAUGAGCCGCGCCAUGAGAAAACCAACAUAGUGGGUUUGCGACCAGCAUGGAUCCAGACCAGCCUGCGCAUCCGCGCAGUCUGGUCAGGCUCCAUGCUGUUCGCUUUUAAAGCCUAUUGGAAUUGGAGAAACUAUUAGCGAACAGCAUGGAUCCUGACCAGACUGCGCGGAUGUGUAGGCUGGUCUGGAUCCAUGCUGGUCGCAUACCCACUAUGUUGGUUUUCCCAUGGCGCGGCUCAUAUAAUAAAAUGAAAUAUAUAUAUCAUACAUGUAUAAUAAUUUUAUUUAUAUAAAAUAUUUAUCCUUGUUAAGUGCUGUUAGUAUAGCACAUGAAAAAGUUGUCAAAAGUUCUAUCCCUCGCAGGAAAUCAUGGUGUACAUAGAUUCUUUAGUAUUUUAAUCCAAAGUCACUUGUGGAAAAUUUUUAAGAAAUCUUUUGUUAAUGUUGUACAUGUUUUACUUCCAUUAUUUAUACAUGCAAUCAAGCUUGAAAAAACUACUAUUGCCUACCUUUAGCCUGCUGGUGGCGAGUGAUUUUGCCUUUGCGACCCUUGUAGGCUGAUCAUGGUCUGCACUGGUCGCUAUUCAUUCAAUAAAUUUUCAGUGAACUAGCUUUAGAAGAAUAAAUGGUUUUGCCCAAAUUGAAUGAUGGACAAGUUCAUGUUAGAAAUUCAGCAGGGUAAAGGUUAAUUGGCGGCUUUAUCUCUUGACUUUUAUGCGAUAAAUGAAUUAAAAGGUAAAUCUUACUUAUUGUUGCUUUGUGAAACAAUGAACUGAAGCUCUGCAGAGCUUUUUAGGCAACCUUAUUUUAAGAACAGUUUGAAACCAAUUUACAGUUUGGUUAUGAUAUUGUGCCUUGCCCAAGGACACAUCACAGUUGGAGUAGCUAGAAAUUGAACCCAGGGCCUUCACCUUGGUUUGAGAGCAUGUUAACCCUCUCGACCAAUGCGUCCACAAGGAAGACAGAUUGCGUUGUAUUGAAUAUUAGUGUCUUUACCUAGAUGUGUGGAAUAUUGGUAAAGCACCAGACUUAUUUUUUUUAUUAGACGGGUUUGAACCCUGUAUAUCUAGUCCCAGCUUGCAUGCUAUAAUAUAUUUAACUUAAGGGUAUGUCCUGUUGUUUAAUUCAGUUGUAAGUUUGUUUAUAUGCUACAUUUUGAUUUGUUCAUGUCAAGGUCUGUAUACUUUGUGUCCAUAUUAUAUACAUGUACAUGUAUAUAUAAUGACUGAAAAGUUGGUAUUUAGCUGUAUAUUUGUGUAAAUCUGUAUUAGCAAAAAUGUUAUAUGAGCUGUACCAUGAGAAAACCAACAUAGUGCAUUUGCGACUAGCAUGGAUCCAGACCAGCCUGUGCAUCUGCUUUCAAAUCCUAUUGCUAUUAGAGAAAAUGUUAGCGAAGAGCGAGGAUCCUGACCAAACUGCAUGGAUGCAAAUGCACUAUGUUGGUUUUCUCAUGGCGAGGCUCAUUAUAUUAAUUCAAAUGCUUCAUUAUUUAGAAUUACACAUAAAUGAACUCAUUAUGUAUAGGAUUCAAUCCUUUCUUUUUCUCCUUCAAAUAUUAUUCCAGAAAUCAUCAAGAUGCAAAUUUAUAAUUAUCAGUUAAAUAUUGUAAUAUUGUUAUAAUACCUUAUAUUUUCAUAGAAAUUGAAAUUUUACAGAAAUUACUGCCAAUAUGUUGGCAUGGAAGCACUGUUUUUCAAUACUCUGCUAUUUAGAGCUGAUACAGGGUAAAAAUAAAAUGUGCUUAUUGAUAUAUUUAGCUGCAAUUGAACAUUUUAUAUUAGAAGAAAAAGCUUUGUUUAUUGACACUAAUAUACUUUAUGUUUCAGUGUUAAGUCUGACAAAUAAAAGAAAAUCAUUACAAACGAAAGUUGAUAAAAAAGAUUGAUAAAAACUACUGUUUUGUUUCUACCAGAAAAUGAUCUGUGUAUAUUGUCAGAAUGCAGCUCUCCUAGAAAUCAGUAGCAUUUGAAAUUUCAGAAUUAAUGAAGAAGCAUAUAGAUACAUGUAUUUCUUAGGUAUUACAGCAAUAAAAGUACGAAGACUUCAACAAUCUGUUUGAUCAGCUGUUGAAUCGCAACUCAAACUGACGUUAAUGAUAUUGUACAUUACAUGGCAUGUUGAUGUGUGCUAUAUUUAUUGAUGUAUUUGUUGAAGGAAUACUGCACAUUUAUUCAUUAUGAUUAUCAGAAAUAAAUUACACAAUAAGCAAAAAACUG
Mercenaria mercenaria is the source of this 8234-nucleotide messenger RNA. RefSeq names its product phosphatidylinositol-3-phosphatase SAC1-like. Gene Ontology annotation, molecular function: phosphatidylinositol-4-phosphate phosphatase activity. Gene Ontology annotation, biological process: phosphatidylinositol dephosphorylation. Lineage: Eukaryota; Metazoa; Mollusca; Bivalvia; Venerida; Veneridae. The record is from RefSeq and is a predicted model, not a curated record. The coding region runs from base 35 to 1804 and encodes 589 amino acids. Gene Ontology annotation, cellular component: endoplasmic reticulum. The transcript has 17 exons.